Haliotis rubra (blacklip abalone) is the source of this 2242-nucleotide messenger RNA. Its product is annotated as synaptotagmin-like protein 4. Gene Ontology annotation, biological process: exocytosis. Gene Ontology annotation, cellular component: plasma membrane; exocytic vesicle. NCBI's taxonomy places the organism in Eukaryota, Metazoa, Mollusca, Gastropoda, Lepetellida, Haliotidae. The record is from RefSeq and is a predicted model, not a curated record. Gene Ontology annotation, molecular function: neurexin family protein binding.
ACAUGAAUAAUGAAAAGCGAAGACUAUCGCAGAGUGGAGCCAACUUGGUGAAGGCUUCACUCAGACAUAGUUUGUCCAAUGAUGUGGGUGUAAAUCCUCCAGUGAUGUCCGAUCGGACAUCGGAGACUGAGAGUCACGGUGAUGACAGCGGACAUAUUUCAGGGACAUCUGCAGAGAACACCCCUGAACACAAGUCCCGACAUCAUAGCCAUCUGUCAAUACCGUCACUUCGUACUGACGUCAACAUCGUUGGAAGAGCCGCAAGACAGAGAAGAGGAAGAUGAAGACAUAGAUGACCUGGUUGCGUCUCACAAGUCUCUUGGCAGUUUACGUGGUAGUCGUGGCAACCUUUAUUCCAGUCUUACACGUUCAAGCACUCUGUCAUCGGACAGUCGGGAGAGUUUGUACAGUGUGUACAGCGAUGCUGGGGAGAUCAACUUCGGGAAGAUCCCUGCCACCGGGGAGAUACUGUUUGGACUUGACUACAACUACAAGACUGGGGCCUUGGAAAUACACAUCAAGCAGUGCAAGGAUAUUGCACCAGUCGAUACAAAAAAGGAACGUUCAGAUCCAUAUGUGAAGACCUACCUUCUGCCAGACAAGACGCGGAGUGGAAAGAGGAAAACCAAGAUCAAGAAGCACACGCUCAGCCCCACAUUUGAUGAAGUGUUGAGAUAUGUCAUCUCAAAGAGCGAAGUUGAGAACAGAGCAUUAUGGGUAACAGUGUGGCACAAUGACCGAUUUGGCAGAAAUGACUUCCUUGGGGAAGUGAUGAUUCCCAUGGACUGCUACAAGUUUGGCGACGCCUCCCCCAAGUGGUACCCCCUUCAAGACAGAUUGGAAGCCCCAGGUGCCCAGCCAGUUUCCUACAAGGGUGAUCUUGUCGUGUCGAUUAAGUUCGUGACAGCCGAGAACCUGGAGAACGAUGGUUCUCGGAAGGGCAAGUCUAAGAAGGGCAAGGGGCCCCCUAGGGGGGAAAUGCAGGUGCUUGUGAAGGAGGCCAAGAAUCUGACAGCUGUGCGGUCUAAUGGCUCCUCAGACCCCUUCUGUAAAGCCUACCUUCUGCCUGAGAAGCACAAGAGUAGUAAGCAGAAGUCUGCCGUGGUGAAGCGGAACUGCAAUCCCACAUGGAAUCACGUGUUCCUGUUCGAGGACGUGAGUCAGGAGGAAAUGAAGGACCGCAGCCUGGAGCUGACCAUCUGGGACUAUGACAAGAUCACCAGCAAUGACUUCCUGGGAGGCGUCAGACUCAACUUAGGAACAGGUGUGUCAUCAGGCAAGACUGUGGAGUGGAUGGAUGCACGAGGGGAAGAGAUCGCCAUAUGGCAGUCCUGUAUGGACCGACCAAACUGCUGGAAUGAUGGAACCAUCGGUCUCCGGGCAACCAUGGGCAAGAGUGAGAUACGCAAAUAACACCUGCUGGAUCUAGCCAAUCACAUUAUUCAUAGUGGUGUUUGUGUACAUACAUGGAUUAGUCACGUACUUUAAGUAUGCUGUUUAUGUGGACGUAUUGAACGAUUAUUGUGAGACAAUUGGCCUUUCCCUUGCUCUGCCUUGUAUUAUCAAGCCAAUAUUCUUGACAAGGUUGCCCUUGAUUUAUACAGUUCUACCUGUGACAGUGUGAGCCUAGUGUUCGUGUUGUAGGCAACACUAGUUGUUGCUCUGUAGCCAGUGGAGACUAGAUCAAGUCACUCCCAUCGGAGUCUAAAUCAGAAUAGCUCAUCAGUUCAGUAGUUAUUGAAAUGAUAGAAAAGUUGCACAAAACUCAUAUUCAGACCAUGGGACAGUCCUUUCUGUUCACAUGGGAAAUGAAGCUGUCAAUUCUGUCAUAUGGGGGAUUCAUGCUAUGUGACUGUCCGUUCUGUUAACAUGAGGGAAUCAAGCCAUGGAACAGUCCACUGGGUUAACAUGGAAUCAAGCCAUGGGGCAGUCCACUGUGUUAACAUGGGGGAAUGAAGCCAUGGAACAGUCUAUUUUGUUAACAUGGGGGAUUCAAGCCAUGGGACAGUCCACUGUGAUAACAUGAGGGAAUGAAGCCAUGGGACAGUCCACUGUGAUAACAUGGGGGAAUGAAGCCAUGGAACAGUCCAUUGUGUUAACAUGGGGGAUUCAAGCCAUGGAACAGUCCACUGUGAUAACAUGGGGGAAUGAAGCCAUGGGACAGUCCAUGGUGUUAACAUGGGGAGAAUCAAGCCAUGGAACAGUCCACUGGGUUAACAUGGAAUCAAGUCAUGGGGCAGUC